GAUGCUUUUGAUUUUGAUGAUGACACUCCUGUGUUGGCUUUUCAAGUUGUUACUGCUGUAGUUGCUGAAGAAGAAUCGAAUAAUCAAGGGCGGAGAACAAGGUAUCGUGGCUCUAUUUCUGGUCACAAUGUUGUCAAUCGUAAUAGAAAGGAAGGUGAGUUAAGGUUAUAUAAUGAUUAUUUUGCAGAAAAUCCUAAAUUCACUGAAAGUCAAUUUCGAAGAAGAUUUAGGAUGAGUCGUCGUCUUUUUCUUCGGAUCGCAAAUGCAGUGGAAGCUCAUAAUUCAUAUUUCAAACAAAGGACAGAUGCUCUUGGUGUUCUUGGUUUAUCUUGCCUUCAAAAGAUAACUGCAGCUCACAGAAUACUUGCAUAUGGUAUUCCUGCAGAUCUUGCUGAUGAAUAUCUUCGAAUUGGAGAAACCACUGCAAUAGAAAGUCUUAGAGCUUUCGUCAAAGCAAUCGUAGAAGUUUUUGGUGAUUGGUAUCUAAAGGCACCAAACGAAACUGAUAUUUGUCGAUUAUUAUCAAUUGGAGAGCAACGUGGGUUUCCAGGGAUGUUAGGGAGCAUUGACUGUCGUACUGCUCCUGUCAAUUAUACAAUUAAUGGGCAUGAAUAUACAAUGGGAUACUAUUUAGCAGAUGGGAUUUAUCCUAAUUGGUCAACCUUUGUUAAGACAAUCCUAAGACCAUUAGGAGCAAAGAGAAAAUAUUUUGCAAGCAAGCAAGAGUCUGCAAGAAAAGAUGUGGAGCGGGCAUUUGGGGUGCUCCAAUCUCGUUUUGCAAUUGUACGUGGACCUGUUCGAUACUGGGAUGAAGAAACGCUUGCAUAUAUUAUGAAAGCUUGCAUAAUAAUGCAUAAUAUGAUUAUUGAGGAUGAAGGAGCAAUGAACCUUGGAUUUGACCAUGAACAUGAAGUCAAUUCCUUUAUAUCAGUGUCACAUUGUGAAAUACCAGAACUACAUGAUUUUCUUCAAACUCAUAAUCGAAUUAGAGAUAGAGCUACUAGCUCUCAACUACAAGAAGAUUUGAUUGAACAUUUGUGGGAACAGUAUGGCAACGAGUAG
Populus euphratica (Euphrates poplar) is the source of this 1062-nucleotide messenger RNA. NCBI's taxonomy places the organism in Eukaryota, Viridiplantae, Streptophyta, Magnoliopsida, Malpighiales, Salicaceae. The record is from RefSeq and is a predicted model, not a curated record.